Messenger RNA from Acanthaster planci (crown-of-thorns starfish), 570 nucleotides. RefSeq lists its product as uncharacterized. Gene Ontology annotation, molecular function: protein binding; protein tyrosine phosphatase activity. Gene Ontology annotation, biological process: protein dephosphorylation. Lineage: Eukaryota; Metazoa; Echinodermata; Asteroidea; Valvatida; Acanthasteridae. The record is from RefSeq and is a predicted model, not a curated record.
UUUACUCCUACAUUUUCUUCUUUCAGUGUUGUGAAUUACUUGUGAUCAACUUUUGAUAUAUUUUUCUUUUUUCUAGCUUCUCGGUUAGGAGGUGGUGUAGUACGCGCUGGUCUGAACUCCAACCACCUGCUCAACUCGAUGAUAGGACAAGUUGACGGUAUUCAAGCUAUCGGCGGAGCGGUUCUGGAGUUCACUCCUGAGCUGUACAUCACUGCGCGAUAUGUCAGCGUGGAUAUCAUAGGAAGCAGCUAUCAGACUAUAGUCCAAUUGACGGAAGUCAUGGUGGAAGAAGUCACCACGGCCACAACGAAGCAGGCCACACGAAAAGCUUUGUUGCUAACUGGUCGCCCUAGCAGUCAGAGUUCAACCUUUACUGACAGCGGUGACAUGAGGCUUGCUUCCAGAGCUGUGGAUGGACACCUUCAGUAUGUCAACCCACACUGUAGCCAAACAAAUGUACAGGAGAGUCCAUGGUGGAUGAUAAAUCUGAUUGCUGUUCACUGCAUUAGAAAAGUUGCAAUCAGAAAUAUCGAUGACCUUCACGGUAAGCUCCUAGGCAGUAUUAUAUAA